AUGAACAGAGGAGACAAAUUAGAUGUUCGCACAGCUGAAGCAUCGAAAUACAGCGAGGAAGAAGGCCGUUCUCUUCUCUCCCAUGGAUCUCAUGAAGACGAUGACUAUCUAGUUGUCGAGGAGCCUUCGUCACCCUCCGGCACGCCGUCAUCGCAAGCAGAUUCGACUCCUAAGCUACCUUCGUCCAUUUCGACCUCUCCUACUCGUCAAACUCGAACGGCCCGAACGUCAAACCGGGUCAGGUUCGACAUCCAGGACGAUGCAGACGUGGAAACAGGCCGGACAUCUGGCGGCCGUGGUGAUGCAGACUGGGUUGCGAACCAAGACUACCUAGAUGAAGGGGCCGCUCAAGUACCGGGAGAUCGCUCCCGCCAGGUUGUUCCGUUACUCACAAACAUAGAAGCGCCUAGUGUUACUGUUGCUACCUCCGACUUUAUCCCCGAAGACCACCUGGAGAGCGCCCGACCAAAGAGCGGCUUAGGUAGUGCGUUCAUGAAUAUGGCAAACAGUAUAAUCGGUGCUGGGAUAAUUGGGCAACCGUAUGCUUUCCGCCAGGCUGGAUUGACUACAGGUAUCAUUCUACUCGUCGUCCUUACCUGUACUGUCGAUUGGACAAUCCGCUUAAUUGUCGUGAACUCUAAGCUCAGUGGGGCCGACUCUUUCCAGACUACCUUGGAAUUUUGCUACGGUAGAACUGGGCUGAUAGCGAUAUCCGUGGCACAAUGGGCGUUUGCAUUUGGGGGUAUGAUUGCGUUUUGCAUCAUCGUUGGUGACACCAUACCUCAUGUUGUGAUGGGGAUAUCUCCUUCUAUCAGAGAUAUGCCUGUUCUAUGGCUGUUGACGAAUAGACGUGCCGUUAUUAUUAUUUUUGUUCUUGGGAUAUCAUAUCCACUGUCUUUAUACCGGGACAUUGCCAAGUUGGCCAAAGCUUCGACCUUUGCGUUGGUUAGCAUGGUGGUAAUCUUGAUUACUGUCAUUGUUGAAGGCAUCCAGGUAGCUCCUGAAGCUAGAGGGGAGAUCAAAGAUUCUCUCUUUAUCAACGGCGGUGUGGUCCAGGCUAUUGGGGUUAUUUCGUUUGCUUUUGUGUGCCAUCACAACAGCCUCUUGAUAUAUGGCUCCCUGAGGAAACCUACCAUGGACCGCUUUGCCCGUGUAACCCAUUACUCGACGGCUAUAUCUAUGGUUAUGUGCCUUGUUAUGGCGGUUGCCGGUUUCUUAACCUUUGGAUCAAAUACUAAGGGUAAUAUUCUUAACAAUUUCCCUCCAGAUAACGUGAUAGUGAAUAUUGCAAGACUUUUUUUUGGGCUGAACAUGCUGGCCACGUUACCCCUUGAGGCGUUCGUCUGCAGGUCAGUCAUGACUACAUUCUACUUCCCUGAGGAGCCUUUCAACCUCAACCGUCAUCUUAUAUUCACUACCUCCCUUGUGGUUACAUCUGUGGUCAUGGCACUGAUCACCUGUGAUCUGGGUGCUGUGCUGGAGCUUAUCGGUGCAACAAGUGCCUGUGCUCUCGCGUACAUCCUCCCACCACUCUGCUACAUAAAACUCAGCAAACAGAGCUGGGUGUCAAAGAUCCCUGCUAUACUUUGCAUCGCGUUUGGUACCGUGGUUAUGUGCAUUAGCGUUCUUCAAACGGCAGCAAAAAUGAUUAAGCAUGAGGGGGGUGCGAUGACUUGUUGA
Messenger RNA from Microsporum canis CBS 113480, 1680 nucleotides. Its product is annotated as amino acid transporter. Gene Ontology annotation, biological process: amino acid transmembrane transport. Lineage: Eukaryota; Fungi; Ascomycota; Eurotiomycetes; Onygenales; Arthrodermataceae. Gene Ontology annotation, molecular function: amino acid transmembrane transporter activity. Gene Ontology annotation, cellular component: endoplasmic reticulum. The record is from RefSeq and is a predicted model, not a curated record. The transcript is spliced from 6 exons. Bases 1 to 1680 code for a protein of 559 amino acids.